GUUCCGUCAGCAAUUUUGAAUGGGAAUGCAAAAUGGCGCAGCGUCAAGUGCAAUCUUUACUUCUUAAUUUCGAUCAAAUAUUUUUAAUAUGCAAAAUUUUGGGUAUAUAUCCACAAGAUUGGCAGGCUUUCAAGCGUCAGCAUGUUUUGCAGAAAUCAACAGUUGGAGGUUGGAUUGUGGCCGCCUCAAUGGUUGCCGUUGUGGCUUGCUAUAAUUUAUUGAUAUAUUCAUUUUCUGAAGAGGACCGCUUGUUGAAAGAGAAUCAGAGUACCUUAACUUUUGUCAUUGGUUUGUUCUUAACAUAUAUCGGUUUGGUAAUGAUGGCUACUGAUCAAUUAACUGCUAUACGAAACCAAAAUGAUUUGAGUGAUCUCUUUGAACGUAUACGUCUAGUGGAUGAGCGUUUAUAUAAGGAAAAUAUCAUAGUGGAUAAUAGUCGAAUUGGUAUACGUAUACGUGUUAUGAUUUGCUUUACAAUAGCAUGUGAGCUUGCUAUAAUGGCUUCUACUUACGCAAUCUUAGUUGAAUAUGCAAAUUGGAUGUCGCUAUUGUGGGUAUUCUCUUGUAUACCCACAUUAUAUAACUCUUUGGAUAAAAUUUGGUUUGCUGUUACACUGUAUGCAUUAAAACUGCGUUUCGAAGCUAUAAAUAUCGCAUUGGAAGACUUAGUUGAAACACAUGAGAAGUUUAAGUUAUGGGUAGCGAAUGGAGGCAGUCCAAGUGAUAUGAUCGAAAAUAUUAGUGGAACUAAUAAUCAAAUUAUUGAAUCGAAUUCAUAUGAAUAUAAUUUGGGAUACUUAUAUAAAGAACUAAGCAAUUUGGAUGCGGGAUCUUUUAAAGGAUCGGCUAAAAAUAAAGUUGCACCAAUUGCUCAUUCAAUGAAUUCCUUUGGGGAGGGCAUAGAAACACCUUCGUUGAAGCAGAAGAAUCCCAUGAUUAAUAUGGCUUAUGAAAGCGAACUUAAUAAUAUACCGAGAAUCGAAGAAAAACUAAACAAUUUCUGUCAGUUACAUGAUGAAAUCUGCGAAAUUGGAAAAACUCUUAAUGAAUUGUGGAGUUAUCCGAUUUUAGUCCUGAUGGCCUAUGGCUUUUUGAUAUUUACGGCUCAACUUUAUUUUUUGUAUUGUGCAACUCAGGAACAAGUUAUACCUUCACUAUUCCGAUCAGCUAAGAACGCAAUCAUAACUGCAUUGUUUCUUAGCUACACAGCUGGAAAAUGUAUUUAUUUGAUCUAUUUAAGUUGGAAAACGUCAUUGGAAUCUAAACGAACCGGUAUUUGCUUACAUAAGUGUGGGGUUGUAGCUGAUGAUUGUGUACUAUAUGAAAUAGUCAAUCAUUUAUCGUUGAAGCUUUUGAAUCAUUCAGUCAAUUUUUCUGCUUGUGGAUUCUUUACUUUGGAUAUGGAGACUCUCUAUGCUGUUUCCGGGGGCAUAACAAGUUAUCUUAUAAUUCUUAUACAAUUUAAUUUGGCAGCACAACAAGCAAAAGAUGCCAUACGUACUUUUUCAAAUUUUAACGAAACGGCUAACUUGAUUGCAUCGGGUUCAAAUGAAAAUACUACGGUUUUCAUGGACUUUUUAACGACAACUAUUAUGUCAACCAUAUCUAACUAAUUAUAACCAAUUUAGAUGACUUUGUUACUAAGGAAAGACAGCAUGUUAAAGCUGAAUUGUU
Molecule: messenger RNA, 1674 nt
Organism: Teleopsis dalmanni
Lineage: Eukaryota; Metazoa; Arthropoda; Insecta; Diptera; Diopsidae
Gene: Gr66a
Product: gustatory receptor for bitter taste 66a
Exons: 6
Coding region: 33-1613 (526 amino acids)
Biological process (GO): sensory perception of taste
Cellular component (GO): axon; membrane; dendrite
Source: RefSeq, a predicted model, not a curated record